Doryrhamphus excisus (bluestripe pipefish) is the source of this 2182-nucleotide messenger RNA. NCBI's taxonomy places the organism in Eukaryota, Metazoa, Chordata, Actinopteri, Syngnathiformes, Syngnathidae. The record is from RefSeq and is a predicted model, not a curated record.
CACUGGGAUCACAUGGACUCUGACCGGCGUGCAGCACACUGAGGGGCGGCUUGGCAGCCGUCAUGUCCCACUCAGCGCUGCAGUUCCAGGCCGGGGACGAGGUGCCGUGUGCGGGCCCCGACGAGGAUGAUACGCUGGCAGACGAGGAUGACAUCUGUCAGCUGGAGAAGCACAUGUCAGAGCGCCGGAGGGCCAGGUCGCUUCCGGCAUGCCCGGCUGCCCUGCUGGCUGCUGUGGCUGGAAGUAACGGGCCCAAGAGGGUGACAUUUGCAGACUCCAUGGGCUUGAGUCUGGCCAGCGUCAAACACUUCAGCUCACUGGAGGAGCCUCAUGUCCCCAGCAAAGUGUUUUCUCGUCAUGCCAGCUUCCCUCCACAAGGAGACCGUCUGGGGGUACUGGACCAACACUUUGACCUCCCGGAGCCCCAUGACCCAGACGGUCGUGUCCAGCAUCUGCGCGUCUGCUUGGAGCAGCUCUCCGUCACUCAGUUCGACGUGCGGGGGCACAUACGUGUGCUGAGCGGCAGCGCACACAGAGAGGUUGGGGUUCGCUACACCUUCAACGACUGGCUCUCCCAUGUGGAUGCGCAGGCUCUGCUUGUGGACGUGCAGCUUCCGGGUGCUGUGGGCAUGCGCUACAGCUUCACCAUGUACACGCCGCCCUUCAUGGAGCCCGGCUCGGCGGUCCACUUCGCCGUGUACCUGCGGACUGAUGAGGGUGAGUUCUGGGACAACAACGACGGCCGGAACUUCAGCCUCUGGUACCGAGGUUUACACGAGCAUUUUGUCGGUGCCUCCUGAGCGAUAGUUUGCGCUUUGAUGUCAUUGCAUCAGAGGUGAUGCCAUCUUCAAAAACUCAGUUGAAAGGCCAAAAGGCCACUCAGAAGUGAUGACAAGCUGAAAUAAAAGUCAUCUGUGGACGUGAGACGUGGUUUUGUUUGGUUUUGUUCUGUUAGGACCAAGAUAGGACAACCAUGCCCCGGGCUGGAUUGCAAUUGUUAAACUUGUCAUCAUCCAAAGUCCUGCAAAAGAGGCCCAAAUUGACCAAAGUGACCCCCAUGUUUGGUCAGUCAACACUCGUGAUUGGUGUGUUCCAGAGCGCUGGGGAUUAGGAAAUAUCUCACUUGGACACAUUAUGGCGGUUCAAAGCAUGCAAUGUGAAAGUAAACAAAAACAAAUGGCUGACCUCAAUAAGCAUCUUGUUUAGUAUUAGAGGUGCUUUAAUGUUGAAGGGAUGAAAACUAGUCAGUCACAAAUUCCCCAAUUUUCUACUUCCCAGCUGUUUGGAAGCCAGCACUAAUGUGACAACAGAGUGUAAACAACUAUUUAAAAAAUGUAAGCCACCAUAAAUGCAGCAAACGGAACUCUCUGUUCCUGAUCAAUGUGGUCCCAACGACGACCCCUGCUAUCAGGCCACACAACGUGUGCGGCAUGUGCAGGGGUUGACAAACAUGACAUCCAUGUUUGUGUGCAAGUGGACCAGCACGCACGCCCCUGAGCUAACACACUGGUCUAUUAUUAGCGUGGCACGGUCAAUCACCUGCUUUACCUUCGCCCUACAAAACCUUUACCUGAACGCCCCUCCUCUCCUUCUGUGCUGCAAAGUAGGAAAAGUCAUCUGAGACUAAAGCAUUUUUUGGUUACGUGCCAAAAUACUCUGAUGUUUCCGAUUGUGACUGCUUUUAUUUUGUUUUGACUUUAUAUACAACAUUCACAAAGGAUAUUCGCUAAACACCCCCACGAUGCCCCUCCCACCUCAGAGAUAGCAUGUGGCGGUUGGUUGAUUGGCGGUGAUGUCACGUCCUCAUCUCUCUCCUGCAUGCUGCUACUCAACCACUGUCUUCUGGGUCUUGAACAUGUGCCCGAUGGCCACCUGCAAGACAGCGCCAUCACUUUUACUCAAGAGGACACACCAUCAUACAACACUGGCCCGAAUUGGCCAUGCUUGACUGGUCGGAUGUUUGCGUUUUUGGCCUUUUGUGUGAGUUUAUGACUUCCUGUUUAACCACUUUGUACGGUGUACGGUGGCUGUGUCAGUAUUACCCACUGCACAAACUUUUGAGUCUAAACCAAGGUUAAGAUGAUCCUACAUUCAGGUCCAAUAUGAAACAGCUUGGAAAAUAAAUGGACAACAACAUGCAUUACAGUGUAAAAUGAUGCAAAUAAAAAUUGACACAGAUGGA